Messenger RNA from Cyphellophora europaea CBS 101466, 2784 nucleotides. RefSeq lists its product as uncharacterized. The record is from RefSeq and is a predicted model, not a curated record. Gene Ontology annotation, molecular function: carbohydrate binding; hydrolase activity, hydrolyzing O-glycosyl compounds. Gene Ontology annotation, biological process: carbohydrate metabolic process. Lineage: Eukaryota; Fungi; Ascomycota; Eurotiomycetes; Chaetothyriales; Cyphellophoraceae. The transcript is spliced from 3 exons. Bases 1 to 2784 code for a protein of 927 amino acids.
AUGCACAGACGAAUCUUCGUCCUGGCCGGUCUGGUCCUCGGCGUGGCCAGUCAAAGCAAAUGCCCGGGCUACACGGCUAGCAAUGUCCAAGAGACGUCAAGUGGGCUAACCGCGACUUUGCAGCUUGCCGGAGAGGCAUGCGACGUCUACGGAACAGAUCUUCCGAACCUGACAUUGACCGUUGAGUAUCAGACUGAUACUCGCCUGCAUGUGCUGAUCGAAGACCUGGACCAGAACGUCUAUCAGGUCCCUGAGAGCGUCUUUCCUCGGCCAUCUCCAGGAUCCGGUUUUGCCUCCAGCUCGCAACUGCAGUUCAGCUACACAUCAAGCCCUUUCUCGUUUGCGGUUACCCGCCCACAUGGCGAAGUCUUGUUCAACACCUCCGGAUGGCCUAUCAUCUUCGAGUCUCAAUACCUAGGCCUUCGCACAAGUCUGCCGGAGAAUCCUGCGCUCUAUGGCCUUGGGGAGCACAUGGAUCCCUUCCAGCUCAAUACCACCAACUACACCAGGACUCUGUGGUCAAGAGACUCCUAUGGCAUUCCACCGGGCACGAACCUGUAUGGCAAUCACCCGGUCUACCUUGACAAUCGAGGCGAAAGUGGUACACAUGGUGUAGUUCUGCUGAACUCCAACGGAAUGGAUAUCAAGAUCAACGAUACUAAUGGCCAAUACCUCGAAUACAAUACUCUUGGAGGCGUCAUCGAUUUAUAUUUCGUCGCGGGGCCUGGCCCUAUUGAAGCAUCACAGCAGAUAUCCGAGGUCGUCGGCCUACCGGCUAUGAUCCCUUAUUGGAGUCUAGGUUUUCACAACUGUCGAUAUGGCUAUCAAGACAUCUAUCAAGUUGCCGAAAUGAUCCAUAACUACAGCCAGGCAGAGAUACCUCUCGAGACUGCGUGGACAGACAUUGAUUAUAUGGAACUCCGGAAAGUGUUCACUCUUGAUCCGGACCGCUUCCCCUUAGAAAAGGUGCGGGAAGUGGUAGAAUAUCUUCACGAUCGUGAUCAGCACUACAUUGUCAUGGUGGAUCCAGCGGUUGCCUACCAGAACUAUAGCGCGUACAGUAACGGUGUUGAUCUCGAUGUGUGGCUAAAGUAUGACAAUGGAACGAUCUACGAGGGGGUGGUAUGGCCUGGUCCAACCGUAUUUCCUGACUGGUUUCACCCCAACGUCGAGCAGUACUGGAACGACGAAUUCGUCAGCUUCUUCAGUGCCGAGUCUGGGGUCGACAUUGAUGGUCUCUGGAUCGACAUGAAUGAAGCAGCCAAUUUCUGCAACUGGCCUUGCGCAGAUCCAGCAGGAUUCGCUGAGGAGAACAAGAACCCCCCCGAUCCACCGGCUCUGAGAGAUGGGUCGGCGGUUCCUUUACCUGGGUUUCCAGCAAACUUACAACCCGGUGCCGGUAACAUGACGGUCAGACGCCAGGCCUUGGGUACUAAGCAGGGGCUUCCGGACCGUGAAUUAGUUGACCCGCCUUACUCCAUCAUGAAUGCCGCUGGGAGCCUGUCGAAUAAGACGAUCAAUACCGAAUUGCAUCACGCCAAUGGUCUUGUUGAGUAUGAUACGCACAACCUCUAUGGAACAAUGAUGUCUUCCGCUUCUCGAACAGCCAUGCUUGCUCGGCGUCCUUUGGUUCGUCCCCUGGUCAUUACCAGGAGUACGUAUCUGGGUGCUGGCACGCACGUUGGCCACUGGACAGGUGACAAUGCGGCAACCUGGGAGCAAUACCAUCUGUCUAUCUCCGACAUGCUUAACUUCAAUUCGAUCUUUCAGGUUCCGAUGGUGGGAAGCGAUGUUUGCGGAUUUAGUGGGAACACGACCGAGACCCUUUGCGCCCGUUGGGCCACCCUAGGGGCCUUCUACCCCUUUUAUCGCAAUCACAACGAGCUUGGAGCCAUCGGACAGGAGUUCUACCGUUGGGAGUCUGUCGCACGAGCUGCCCGUAACGCCAUCGAGAUCCGCUACCGUAUGCUCGAUUAUUUCUACACACAAUUCUACCUGCAAACGCAAAGCGGCAAACCGAGUUUGAACCCCCUUUGGUUCAUUUACCCCCACGAUUCCAACACUUUUGCCAACUAUGCUCAGUUUUUCUUUGGUGAUGCUGUCCUGGUAUCCCCUGUCAUCGAAGAAAACAGCACUUCUGUCGAGAUUUACAUUCCUGACGAUAUAUUCUACGACUGGAACGCCGGCUUUCUACCAGUCCGUGGUAAUGGUUCUACGACCACUCUCGAUGAUGUAGAUUACACCGUCAUUCCACUGCAUAUCAAGGGCGGAAGCAUCAUGGCGUUGCGGAUGCAGAGCGCCAACACGACAACAAGCCUUCGCAAGAUAGGUUUCGAGAUCGUGGUUGCCCCUGGUCUCGAUGGCACAGCGAACGGUACCCUCUAUCUUGAUGAUGGCGAUAGUCUCGAGCAGCAAGCCACUACACUCGUGAAUUUCACGUACAACCUAGGCAUAUUCCAGAUGACAGGCGACUACAGCUACGACGCUGGGGUGCAGAUUGAGAGCAUUCUGGUCCUGGGAGUUGAUACCCAGCCCGGAAAUGUCACGGGUGCGGGCGGCAAUGAAGUGCCAUACAGCUACAAUGAGCAGUCGAAGGUCUUGAGUGUCAACGUGACCAUUCCCCUUACCGGCGAUGCAGCCGUAAGUGUGGGUGGCCAGGGAAGUGGAGAGAGCGGAGGACCCGGACCGUAUUCGGGCCUCGGUGUCUGUGUGGAACCGACAUUGGGUCGCAAUACUUUGCUUCUGGCGAUGCUGGGGAUAGCCACGGCGGCUGCGACGCUGUAG